Daphnia carinata is the source of this 1018-nucleotide messenger RNA. Its product is annotated as ribosomal RNA processing protein 36 homolog. The coding region runs from base 68 to 952 and encodes 294 amino acids. The record is from RefSeq and is a predicted model, not a curated record. The transcript has 4 exons. Gene Ontology annotation, cellular component: nucleolus; 90S preribosome. NCBI's taxonomy places the organism in Eukaryota, Metazoa, Arthropoda, Branchiopoda, Diplostraca, Daphniidae. Gene Ontology annotation, biological process: maturation of SSU-rRNA from tricistronic rRNA transcript (SSU-rRNA, 5.8S rRNA, LSU-rRNA).
ACAGACGAAAACCGCGUGUAAAACUUGAUAAAGUAAAAAAAACAACGUGUGUGUUUUUUCAUUAAGAAUGUCAAAAAAUUGGCAUGUUAAAAACACUGUCGAGGAAGCCUCAGAUAUAGAAGAAACCGAGGAAGAGCAAAUAAAUGAAGAAAGUUCCGAAGAUGAUGAACUCUCUGGCCUAGACAUUCCGGAAGCAAAACUUCCUGUCUUACGUUCGAUUGUGAGUAAGGGGAAAGCUGUUGCUAAUGAUCAGCAACAAUAUUUUCAGCAUAGUGAAAGAAGUGAAGACGCAGAUAAACUUGCCAUUAGAGAGGAGCUCUCUGCGUUGACGUUUGAAGAGCUGCAAAAACUCAAGGAAAAAAUUGGUUCAAAAAAAUUUAACCAGACACUUACAGGGGUGAAGAAGAAGCCUCAGGUGAAAACAGAUUUCAAAAGAGCCAACCCAAACAGACCUAGGGAAAUAUCUUCAAAAUCAAGAAAAAUAGAAACUAGGGUUGCAGUUCAAGUUCCUAAAGUUUUCCGAAAUGAUCCUCGUUUUGACAAUCUCUGUGGGGAAUUUCGUGAGAGGUCAUUUCACAGGAACUACGAUUUUGUGAAUAAAAUGAAGGAAGAUGAAGUAAAGAAAUUAAAGGAAGAACUCCGGGAGGAAACGCAACCAAGGCGCAUCGAAAAAAUCAAAUAUCUUAUACAAAGAAUGGAAAAUCAAAUCAGAGCAGAGAAGAAGCGUAAGUUAGAAGAAGAAAAAGAGGAAGAAGAAAAACGGAUUACCAUAGAGGCUUUGAAAGAAGGAAAAUCCCCUUACUUUGCGACUAAACUGGCACGUAAGGAAAGAGAUCUUAAAGAGAAAUUUGAAGGCUUGAAGGAGGAGGGAAAACUGAACCAAUAUAUGGCGAAAAAACGGAAGCAUAAUGCCCAGAGAGACAGGAAACAUAUGCCGUCUGACCACUAUUGAUUGGAGAAAAUUGACAAAUUUAUUGACUACUAUUGCAAAUACACACAAACCCUACGCUGUACGCAA